Messenger RNA from Mytilus californianus (California mussel), 486 nucleotides. Its product is annotated as fucolectin-6-like. Bases 1 to 486 code for a protein of 161 amino acids. The record is from RefSeq and is a predicted model, not a curated record. Lineage: Eukaryota; Metazoa; Mollusca; Bivalvia; Mytilida; Mytilidae. The transcript is spliced from 3 exons.
AUGGAAUCAGGAGAAGUAAACAUAGCUUUGUCCAUGCCAGCUACUCAAAGUUCAACGUAUGAAAAUCCAGACAUUUAUGGUGCAACCUUUGCGACUGAUGGACUUGUCCCUAAACUGCAAUAUGGAUACUUGUGUACUCAUACGCGCGGUGAAUUUACCCCAUGGCUUAGCAUUGAUCUUCAAGAUAUGUUUAAGAUAAAGAAAGUUGUUUUGGUUAACAGACAAGAUGAAAAUGAUAGUUUCAGAUUUUUAAAAUUGUUUUUAUUUGCAGGUCAGAGAUUGCAUGACGUUGAAGUGAGAGCUGGUCUAGACGGUGUAUCGUUUCCUGGAAUCUGUGGAACCUUUGUAGGACCUGGUUUUACAGGACAAAGCGUUAAUAUUUUAUGCCAGAAGAAAACAAUUGGACGAUUUGUCCGUGCACAGAUCGUAAAAGGAGGUCCCGAGUAUUUAACCUUGUGUGAAAUGGAGAUUUAUACUGAUAAAUGA